UCUCACAAGGCCUGCUCUUCCUACCCUGGGGCUGCGGGGAGAACCACUCCCUGGCAAACACGGUGCCCUGGGAAGCCGCUUUCCAUCGCCUCGUGGGGCCGAAGGAGCGGAGAGCGGUGAUGUGAGCCUCCCCCUGGUUGGGAGAAAAGGGCUGAGGCUGCUUUAAGAGAGAAACAGGAAGUUGUAAGGAGAAGCCAGCUGAAUCUCGAGCUGGGGCCGUGUGUUACGAGGCAGCCCGGGGAUGCGGUGCUGGUGAAAGUCUUCGGCAGCCGGACUUUCUCCUGGGAGAGUCGGGCCCUCCGCCCCUGGCCGCACCUGGGAAUUCACAGAGAGAGCCCGGGAACGAAGCUGGGAUGGGAAGCCAGCCGAGAUUCCUGUCCGUGAAGGAUGAGUAUCAGUUUCAGCAUCAGGGAGCUGUGGAAUUGCUGGUUUUCAAUUUUCUGCUCAUCCUCACCAUCUUAACGAUCUGGUUGUUUAAGAACCAUCGAUUUCGCUUUCUGCAUGAGACCGGAGGAGCCAUGGUGUACGGCCUGGUCAUGGGGCUGAUCCUCCGCUACGCCACCACGCCCACCGACAUCGACAGCGGCACCGUCUUCGACUGCCCCAAGCUGGGCUUCGGCCCGUCCACCCUGCUGCUGAACGUCACCGACCAGGUGUACGAAUACCAGUUCAAGCGGGAAGUCAGCCGGCACAAUGUCAACGCCCACCAGGGCAACGCCAUGUUGGAGAAGAUGACGUUUGAUCCAGAAAUUUUCUUCAAUGUUUUACUGCCACCUAUCAUAUUUCAUGCCGGAUACAGCUUAAAGAAGAGGCACUUCUUCCAGAACCUCGGCUCCAUCCUCACCUACGCCUUCCUGGGGACGGCCAUCUCCUGCAUUGCCAUUGGAUUAAUAAUGUAUGGCUUCGUGAAGGCUAUGGUCUAUGCCGGCCAGUUAAAAAAUGGAGACUUCCACUUCACCGACUGCUUGUUUUUUGGCUCCCUGAUGUCCGCCACAGAUCCAGUGACCGUCCUGGCCAUCUUCCACGAGCUGCAUGUCGACACGGAUCUGUACACACUACUGUUUGGAGAGAGCGUCCUGAAUGAUGCUGUGGCCAUCGUCCUCACAUAUUCUAUAUCCAUCUACAGCCCCAAGGAGAACCCAAAUGCAUUUGAUUUGGCUGCAUUCUUCCAGUCGGUGGGGAAUUUCCUAGGGAUCUUUGCUGGAUCAUUCGCUAUGGGCUCUGCAUACGCCGUCAUCACAGCUCUGCUGACCAAGUUCACAAAGCUGUGUGAGUUCCCCAUGCUGGAAACGGGCCUGUUUUUCCUGUUGUCCUGGAGUGCCUUUCUGUCUGCGGAGGCAGCUGGUCUAACAGGAAUCGUGGCUGUCCUCUUCUGUGGGGUCACACAGGCUCACUACACCUACAAUAACCUGUCUCCAGAUUCCAAACUGAGGACCAAACAGUUGUUCGAGUUCAUGAACUUUCUGGCAGAGAACGUCAUCUUCUGCUACAUGGGUUUGGCUUUAUUCACGUUCCAAAACCACAUCUUCAAUAUACUCUUCAUACUCGGUGCCUUUUUGGCUAUUUUCAUAGCCAGAGCCUGCAAUAUAUACCCACUGUCCUUCCUCCUGAAUUUGGGACGAAAACAGAAGAUCCCCUGGAACUUCCAACACAUGAUGAUGUUUUCAGGUUUACGUGGAGCAAUAGCGUUUGCCUUAGCGAUUCGGAACACUGAAUCUCAACCCAAACAAAUGAUGCUGACAACCACCCUCCUCAUCGUCUUCUUCACCGUCUGGGUCUUUGGGGGAGGGACUACGCCCCUGCUGACCUGGCUGGAGAUCAGGGUCGGCGUGGAUCCAGACGAGGACCUGGCGGCUGAACACGCCCCCCAGGGUACUGAUAGCGUGGGCAAAAACACAACCAAGGCAGAGAGCGCGUGGCUUUUUAGAAUGUGGUAUGGAUUUGACCACAAAUAUCUGAAGCCGAUCCUGACCCAUUCGGGUCCGCCUCUGACCACCACUUUACCCGACUGGUGUCACCCCAUCUCCCGCCUGUUGACCAGCCCUCGUGCCUAUGGGCAGGAACAGCUGAAAGAAGACGACACCGACUGCAUCGUGAAUCACGACGAGCUAGCUGUGGCCUCCGGAGACCCGGCCUCCCCGACCUCCCCCUCUACCCCUCCCCCGUGGCCGGGGCUGGACAGGACCGGCUCCCCUCCUCCCCCAGCCAGGGAAAACGUGGAUGAAGGCGACCUCGGACUGGGGGGGUUCGGACUCAAGCUCGAGCGCACGCCGGUGGCUCAGCAGGGGUCCUCACAGCCAUAAUCCUGUGACCCUGCGGGUGGCUUCCGGCCCCGCCAGCCAGGAUGGGAGCGAGCCUCACGGGCCCAGGACAGGGGCCGGGGAGGUGGAUUCCAAGCCUGACUGGAGAGGAAUGGGUUUAAGUCCCAGGCCACUCUAGUGGAAAUGAGAUCCGAUCGCCGCCUGUCCAGAUUAUACCGCCAAAUUUACUUUCGGCCGUGUCGGCGCGUGUCCGUGCAGGGCAGGGGCGGGCGCUCCGACCAAGCUGGCUGCUGAGGGCCCUCAGACGCUCCCACCUGCUGGGCUUCCCCUACUUCACUGCCCCUUUGGCAGUCCCUGCACUCCACCCUCCUGAGCAGAGAGGUGCCAGUUCAGUCCCAAGUCUGUUGCCGCCGGGUUCUCCCAGAAGCCCUUGCGCCAGGAGAGCCACACCCUGGGGGGGGGACAGCCCCUGCCCUGGAAAGGUCCCUCAGUCAUGCCCACAGCUAUUCAGCUCCUCCCUGGAUGCUCCCCUGGGAUCCCAGACAACUCUUUCAGCCCGGUUCCCAAAGGAUUAGCCCGAUCCCAAACUCCCUCAUCCGCCCUCUCCCCUGACCACCAAAUGGGUAUCCCUAUGGGAGCCCCAGCCUUUGGCCCAGACACUGUGGGGGAUGGGUCUCGGCCAGCUCGCCCUCAGGCUUAGAGUCAGGGACUUCCAUUCCCCAGCAGACUUUGCUUUACAUUUCUCUUGCCGGACUGCUGAUGAGAGGCCCCCUGGUGUCCCCAGCCAGUCCCUGGGGGCUCAGGAGCAGGUGAUGGGGCACUGGGCAGAAAAGAUGAGGGUCCCAGCCUAAACUACCUACGACCAUUCAGCUGACCACCAGCCCAUGCAACUCAGCUACCAGCAGAUGGGCACUAGCCCAGGACUGGGCCGUGAUGGACAGGGAUCCAAGGCCCGAAUGCUGGUCCCAGUUACCUCCCUGGAUCCAGAAUCAGGGAAGCUCAGGGCAGGCCAUGCUGGCCUCACAGGCCACAGGCCUCGAUGGCCAGUUCAUGUCUCCUGAGGGAACAGGAGAAAGCAUCUGCCUGGGACCCAGUAAUGAGCCUGGACCUCUUAGGGUUUCUGAGGUUCCAUGUACCCAGACAGAACAUGGCUAGGACUCAAGCAGAGGAAGAGGAGUAGGAGAAGCCAUGCUUCCCUCUGAAAAAUGGCAGGCCAGAGAAGCUACCCACCAGACACCCUCCCAACAGGUGCCCCCUCCCAACAGUUGCCCCGUUCCCUGAGCAGCCCCCUCCCCUAGGCCCAGACAGUAAACAAAGGCCAGGGUUGGAGAGACCAGAUUUCUGGGAUGCCAAGAGCAACACCCACCACACCGGAAGUUGCAGGCCAAAUGUUGGGUGAUGAGCUGCAGUAGGCCUGCAUGGAGUCAUCCUGAGGGGAGGGAGAAGGGAGGUGAGAAUGACGUGCCUUAUUGAAAGCUGGCGCUAACUGUCUGUGAUGCCCUCAGAGCUUCGCUUUGGCUUCUGCACUUUCAGUGGGUGGGAGAUGUGGAGGGAAGACUCACUCUGUACUCCCACGUGGGACUCGGUCUCCUGUGUGGAAAUGUUCCUCCUUCCUGAUCCCAGUGCCUCGGGGGGUGACAACCACCACGGAGAAGGCUGGUACCUGUCCAACGUGCCUGAACCUUAAUAAACUUUCCUAGACAACGCGGCCGCAGAAA
Messenger RNA from Ornithorhynchus anatinus (platypus), 3979 nucleotides. It is a transcript of the gene SLC9A9, whose product is annotated as solute carrier family 9 member A9. The transcript has 16 exons. Gene Ontology annotation, biological process: regulation of pH; proton transmembrane transport; sodium ion transport. Bases 354 to 2303 code for a protein of 649 amino acids. Gene Ontology annotation, molecular function: sodium:proton antiporter activity. Gene Ontology annotation, cellular component: recycling endosome; membrane. The record is from RefSeq and is a predicted model, not a curated record. Lineage: Eukaryota; Metazoa; Chordata; Mammalia; Monotremata; Ornithorhynchidae.